Molecule: messenger RNA, 2463 nt
Organism: Polyodon spathula (Mississippi paddlefish)
Lineage: Eukaryota; Metazoa; Chordata; Actinopteri; Acipenseriformes; Polyodontidae
Product: guanine nucleotide-binding protein subunit alpha-14
Exons: 7
Coding region: 381-1445 (354 amino acids)
Biological process (GO): adenylate cyclase-modulating G protein-coupled receptor signaling pathway; phospholipase C-activating dopamine receptor signaling pathway; action potential
Cellular component (GO): heterotrimeric G-protein complex
Molecular function (GO): guanyl nucleotide binding; G-protein beta/gamma-subunit complex binding; GTPase activity
Source: RefSeq, a predicted model, not a curated record
ACUCUCCAAUUCAUUCACUCCCCUGUUCAUGCGUCAGCUUGCUUAACAAGCUGCACAACCUGUCACUGCAUUAACGUCACCCACACACGCAAACCAAAGGACUAAACCAUAACAGACUGUUCCUCCAGGAUUCAGCUGAAUAAAGGGAUAUUGCGUUUUUCCUAAAUACAGGUUUUUAUUUUAUUGUUCAGUUUUUAGAGGCAAAUGAUUCUCACUGUAGUUGUGGCAGAACUACAGAUUGGAAGUUUGAAGUGAAGUGGAGCUGGCAGAAACUUGUUUUCAUUCUCUGACCUGGCUUUUUUGUUUUCAUAAACGCGCUAUUAUAUACACUUUAAUUUGAUUUAAUUCAACAUUUUUUAUUUGUAUUUUUUUAAUUGAUCAUGGCCGGGUGCUGCAUGUCUGCUGAAGACAAGGAAUGUCAGAGGAUAAAUCAAGAAAUUGAUAGACAGCUGCGCAGAGACAAGAGGGAUGCUCGCAGGGAGCUUAAAUUGCUUUUGUUAGGAACUGGAGAGAGUGGCAAAAGUACAUUCAUCAAACAGAUGAGAAUCAUUCAUGGUUCAGGAUAUACAGAUGAAGACAAGAAGGGAUUCAUUAAACUGGUCUAUCAGAACAUAUUUACUGCCAUGCAAUCGUUGAUCUGGGCCAUGGAUAACUUGCAUAUACAGUACAAGGAUGAGCAGAACAAGGAAAAUGCUGAUUUGAUUAAGGACAUUGAGGUGGACAAAGUCACCGUAUUAGAGAAAAACCAAUCAGAAGCAAUCAAGAGUUUAUGGAAGGAUCCUGGGAUUCAGGAGUGUUAUGACAGACGGCGAGAAUAUCAGUUGUCUGAUUCUGCAAAAUAUUACCUUGAUGGCUUAGAACGCAUUUCAGUCCCAUCAUACAUACCAACCCAGCAAGAUGUCCUUCGAGUCAGAGUGCCCACAACUGGAAUCAUUGAGUAUCCUUUUGACCUAGAAAACGUCAUCUUCAGAAUGGUAGAUGUAGGAGGUCAGCGAUCUGAAAGAAGGAAGUGGAUUCACUGUUUUGAGAACGUUACCUCCAUCAUUUUUCUCGUUGCACUAAGUGAAUAUGACCAGGUCCUUGCUGAGUGUGACAAUGAGAAUCGAAUGGAAGAGAGCAAAGCCCUAUUUAAAACGAUCAUCACAUACCCCUGGUUUCAGAAUUCAUCUGUCAUUCUUUUCUUGAACAAAAAGGACAUUCUAGAAGAGAAGAUAGUAUAUUCUCAUGUAGUUGACUACUUUCCUGAAUUUGAUGGACCCAAACAGGACCCAAAGGCUGCCAGAGACUUCAUUUUGAAAAUGUAUCAGGAGAUGAAUCCAGAUAAAGAUAAAGUCAUUUACUCUCACUUUACAUGUGCCACAGACACAGAGAACAUCAGGUUUGUCUUUGCUGCUGUCAAGGACACUAUCCUCCAGCUGAACCUCAAGGAGUUCAACCUGGUGUAAACACUGGUAACAGCCUGCUUAGCAUCUGCAAGCCUUGGUCAAGUAAAUAUAGAAUAAGUGCAAUUGAUGCAACUAAUGCUAUUUCUCAUUUAGGCCUCUCCAAUAUUUUCUUGCAUUGUAACCAGAGUUCUUAUAUUUACCCCAAAAAUGUGAAGACUGCUGGGAAGCAAUCAAAUCAGGGCUUGUGUGAGGGGUUUGUUAAGUUUACGUUUAUGAGAUUUGUUAAUUUUUUAAGCCCUAUUUUUCACCAAAGUAGGGAAGUUUUAAAGUGAUCUCUAAGGGAAAGUGAAUUUUAAAUAACAGUGUACUGAUUCAAAUGCAAACAAAAAUGCCUUUCUAGCCUUUUAUUGUAUUAUUUGAAACCACCUGGAAUCAAAUACAGUAAACAGUAAACCAAAGUGCCUUUUAAACAGCAAAGUUAAAUGUAUUUAGUGGAUAUCAAAAAUAUGCCACUUUACUGUUUUCACAAGGAUUAUGGGUAGAAUUGUAAUUUUUGGGGGGAAUUGUCUUUCAUGGGUGAAUUACCUUAAACGGUUAUAUGGGUUUAUGUAUUUAUUUUAAAUAGUGACACUUGCUAAUACUGGAUAAAUACGUUUAACAAUUUUGUAUCUCUAUGAACAACAAAAACUGUCAAAAAUAUACACAAAAUAAAGCUGAAAAGUUUCUAUUUUUGUACACAUUGUGCCAAUAUGUAACAUUUAAGUAACAAAGAAUAGUAAGUAAAUUAAGAGAAUGUGAAUAUGAUACUUUGUUAGUGUGACAACAGAAUUGCACAGAAGUACAUUGCUGUUUUAUCUCUAUAUGAUAUCUAAAUAUCUACUCACUCUCUCUCUCUCUCUCUCUCUCUCUCUCUGUACAUAUACACACAUUUUAAGGGCCAAAUUAACUGUUUAUUGGUAAAUUGUACUUUGAUGCAGUUUAGCAUUUACAAAAAAUAAAAUGUACAUGCCUUAUUAAUUCAAAAGACAUAGCUAGGUAUACAAAACACUGUUUUACAAAUCCUUUGUAUAAACAAAAC